AUGGAAAAUACAGAGCUCAUCUUCAUCCCAACACCAACUGUUGGUCAUCUUGUUUCGUUUCUUGAGUUCGCUACGCGUCUCAUUGACCAGGAUGAUAGGAUCCGUGUCACCAUCAUCUUGAUGAAGCUACAAGGUCAGUCUCAUCUGGAUACCUAUGUUAAUUCAAUCGCCUCGUCUCAGCCCUUUGUUAGAUUCAUUGAUGUCCCUGAACUCGUAGAGAAACCAGCACUUGGUAGUACUCAGUCUGUGGAAGCCUUUGUAUAA
Messenger RNA from Eruca vesicaria subsp. sativa (arugula), 264 nucleotides. NCBI's taxonomy places the organism in Eukaryota, Viridiplantae, Streptophyta, Magnoliopsida, Brassicales, Brassicaceae. The record is from the annotation of a GenBank genome assembly.